CGCCGGCCGGCAUCGCCGCGGCGGGCAGCGCGGCGGAGGGUGCUGCCAGCGCCGGCAGGGAGCGGCGGAGCCGCGCCGCGGGGUGCGCGAAGAUGCUGUCCUACAGCGUGCUGGACGCCAACGUGGUGGACGUGGAGAAGCGGAGGAACCCCUCGAAGCACUACGUCUAUAUCAUCAACGUAACAUGGUCUGACCUGACUUCCCAGAUCAUCUAUCGGAGAUACAGCAAGUUCUUUGACCUGCAGAUGCAGCUUCUGGACAAGUUCCCUAUUGAAGGAGGCCAGAAAGAUCCCAAGCAAAGGAUCAUCCCUUUCCUACCAGGCAAGAUCCUGUUCCGGAGGAGCCAUGUCCGAGAUGUAGCUGUGAAGAGGCUGAAGCCCAUCGAUGAGUACUGCAGGGCACUGGUCCGUCUUCCUCCUCACAUUUCACAGUGUGAUGAAGUCUUCAGGUUCUUCGAGGCUCGACCAGAAGACCUUAACCCUCCAAAAGAGGACUAUGGAUCUUCAAAGAGGAAAUCAGUUUGGAUGUCCAGUUUGACUGAGACUCCAAAAAAGAGUGUCACUCCAGGUGCUGAUGCUAGCUCUGAACCCAUGAUCCUGGAGCAAUAUGUGGUGGUGUCCAACUAUGAGAAACAGGAGAACUCUGAGAUCAGCCUCCAGGCUGGAGAGGUCGUGGAUGUCAUAGAGAAAAACGAAAGCGGUUGGUGGUUUGUGAGCACAGCAGAGGAGCAGGGCUGGGUCCCUGCUACAUACCUGGAAUCCCAAAAUGGAACCAGAGAUGACUCUGACAUCAACACAUCCAAACUUGGGGAAGUUUCUAAGCGACGCAAGGCUCACCUGAGGCGCCUGGACCGGCGAUGGACGCUGGGAGGGAUAGUCAACAGGCAGCAGAGUCGAGAAGAGAAAUAUGUCACUAUCCAGCCGUACGCCAGCCAGGGGAAGGAUGAGAUUGGGUUCGAGAAAGGGGUCACCGUGGAGGUCAUCCAAAAGAACCUGGAAGGAUGGUGGUACAUAAGGUAUCUAGGCAAAGAAGGCUGGGCCCCAGCUUCGUAUCUGAAGAAGGCUAAAGAUGAUCUUCCAUCUAGGAAAAAGAACUUAACUGGGCCAGUGGAAAUCAUAGGAAACAUCAUGGAGAUCAGUAACCUGCUGAACAAGAAAGCAUCCACCGAUAAGGAAACUCAAGCAGAAAAUGAGACUGCAGAAACUCAUAUCACCAAGAAGGAAAUCAGCUUGCCCAUCCUGUGCAAUGACUCUAAUGGCAAUGCCAUGAUGACCCCAGACAAGCAGAUUUCCAAACUGGCCCAGGGAUCCCCAGCCAUAGCAAGGAUAGCACCACAAAGAGCUCAAAUAAGUUCUCCAAAUCUACGAACAAGGCCACCACCACGAAGAGAAUCCAGUCUGGGUUUUCAGUUGCCCAAACCACCAGAGCCACCCUCUGUGGAAGUGGAAUACUACACCAUUGCGGAGUUCCAGUCGUGUAUUUCUGAUGGCAUAAGCUUUCGUGGAGGACAAAAAGCAGAGGUUAUAGAAAAGAAUUCUGGAGGCUGGUGGUACGUGCAGAUUGGAGAGAAGGAGGGAUGGGCUCCAGCAUCUUACAUUGACAAAAGGAAGAAGCCAAAUUUAAACAGAAGAACCAGUACUUUAACCCGCCCAAAAGUUCCUCCCCCAGCACCUCCCAGUAAACCAAAAGACCCUGAAGAAGGAACAGCUCCUGGAACAGUUUCUUCAGGAGAUACCCAGGACUCUCCCCACAAGCUGAAAUACGAAGAACCUGAGUAUGAUGUGCCUGCCUUUGGCUUUGACUCGGAGUGUGAAGGGAGUGAAAGUCAUCGUGAAGAGGGCAGUCUUGAAAAACGACUGUUUCAGCCCCUCAAGCCCUCUCCUAUGUCAUCACUUCAGAAAGCAAAGUUCAAAGUAGGAGAGUCUUCAGAAGAAGUUGCUCACGAAGAAGAGACCAUCUAUGAGAAUGAGGGAUUCAGACGUUAUGUGGAAGAUGCUUCAUCCAAUAAGGAAUCUAGUGGAGACUCCGAUUCUCAGAAAAGCUCCUCUCUCUCCCUGAUCCAAAGGAAUUCUCCAUCUUCCAGCUCUCCUAAGUCAUCACUUAUGAAGCUCAAGAUGGACAAAAACAUUCAGCCUGAUGUUGGAAAAUGCCAUUAUUCCAGGAGUGAGGAAACAAAACCAAGGUCAGCUUCAGAUGUUGGUUUACGUAGUGUGCCAAGGACAGGCAUGAAGAAAGAGCCUGGUCAAAGUCCUUCCAUUAGAGCAAAGCCAAUUGUUAGGCCCAAACCCUUCCUGAACAAGGCAGACUCUCAGAGCCAAGAAAAGAUGGAUAUCAGCACUUUAAGGCGACAGCUGAGGCCAACUGGGCAACUCAGAGGUGGACUUAAAGGUUCAAGAAGUGAAGAGUCUGAGAGCCCCCCACAUACAGCUUCUGAGAACCAAGAGGAUCCUGUUAGGAGGAGCUCAGCUGAUAUCAUUACAGCUCCUUCCCGUGGCAUUUUCUGCUCUAGCCAUACAGCCAAAACUGAGCAAGAAAAUGACUCCAGAUGUUUCUAUGUGACCACUGACUCAUACCAAAAGGUACAGGAUUCUGAAAUUUGCUUCCCAGCAGGAGUAGAAGUGGAAGUGCUGGAAAAGCAAGCCAGUGGAUGGUGGUACCUGAAAUACGGAGACAUGGAAGGCUGGGCUCCUUCCCAUUAUUUGGCUCUCCCUGAUAACCAGCGGGAAACUACAUCAGCAGAGACUGAUGCCUCAAUUGCCAGGAACAGGAAAAAUGAAAACAAGUCGAACAGUUUAGAGAAGAUAGAGAAAAGGGUUCAGGCUUUGAACACCAUCAACCAGAGCAAACGUUCAACACCACCCAUCCCAAGCAAACCUCCUGGUGGUUUUUCAAAGCCAUCAGGGCCAGUGAAAAUGAGGAAUGGUGUGAGGCAACUUGCCGUCCGGCCGCAGUCAGUGUUUGUGUCUCCACCACCAAAGGAUAACAACUUGUCAUGCUCCUUGCGCAGAAAUGAAUCUUUAACAACUACUGAUCAUCUUAGGAGCGUCCGUCGGAAUUCCUCCUUUAGCAAUGCGUGGUCACAGCCUGGUGAUGCGAAGGGGAAGCAGCCUGAGCGGUCGGGUACAGAGAACUCAGAGAACACCUCCAAUCUCUCUACCCAGAGGAAUGGGAUUCCUGUGUCCACAGUCAGGCCAAAGCCCAUUGAGAAAUCCCAGUUUAUCCACAACAAUCUCAAGGACAUCUAUGUUUCCAUUGCAGACUAUGAGGGGGAUGAGGAGACUGCAGGGUUUCAAGAAGGUGUCUGCAUGGAGGUCCUCGAAAGGAACCCAAAUGGCUGGUGGUAUUGCCAGAUUAUGAAUGGAGUGAAGCCAUUCAAAGGCUGGGUGCCCUCAAAUUACUUGGAGAAAAAGAACUAAUAUUGCAAUAUCUUUAACCUCCCUAAUUUAUACUGUUCCUGCUGUGUACAUGUGGAAAAAAAAACAACAAACAAACAAUUGCUACGCAAAAAGACGUUUCCCUGUGCUCCAGUUUGUACAAAGGGACAAAGGAGUCUAUGCUGAGGACAAACCUGCUGUGUUCUGGAGAGGUUUGUGGGGCUAAUAUGUUGUAAACAGCUAUUAGGAAGACGCAGCAUAGUCAAAUGCCUUUUUGUGAAGUUGUUAAUAAUCUUGUAUGUGUAACAGGGUAUGAUAUCCCAUCUUUCCCAUUAUUGAUAGGAAACCAAAUGUGUGCCUUUUGUGAGAAAUACACAUGCAUCUACUUGGGGAGUUUUGUGCCAAACUCUUGUUUUACAGUCUUGGCUCCUUUUCUCCUCAUUCGUGUCCGUACAUGGAAUACCCAAGAGUUCUGGAUGCAUUUCCACAACUUACAGUGAGAAGGGAAUGGAAGUUACUGAAACACAGAGGGACUCUAAUCCUUUGGAGCUGUUCACUUCUUUUUUCACUAUUCUCAACAGUUGGUUGGUCCAGAGUUGGAGCCUUUUCACCGUGGAGAGAUUUGGUCUCUUGACUUCAGCUGUGUUUUGUUGUUACUGCUAACUCACCGGAAAAGGCAAUCAGGUGGUGUUGGUUGGGGGCUUUUUGUUUCCUUUUGUUCUGUCUUGUACUUUGAGUUGGGAUUUCAGGUGUUCUAGGGCAGCAAUGCCUACUGGUGCUUGUAAAACAAACCUACAAACCCCAUGCUUAAGCACGUUGAUUACUUUGUAGACUCCAUAUUUAGUUCUGUUCCUGACUCCUGCCAGGUGAUCCUGGUUGAUUAUCUUCUCAGAGUUGGGUUUCUCAAAACUUGACGUAAUAUGAAAAUGUUCAAAAGUCCCUUAAGACACUAAAGACAAAGCUAUCAAACGUGUUACUUCUUGUUUUUGUGAUCUGGUCCGAAUUCAAGUGUGCUGACUGCUGGCAGGGCCCACCAAGGUGUUAGUUAGAAAUAGCCGUGACCUUCUGCAACAUCAGUGUUUACAAUAGGGGGUGGGGGGGAAAAGCCAUCAAACUCAGUCUGCACAUACUUAAUUUGUGUAUUUUUUUGGAAUUGUUUUUUCUGUGUUUUGUUUUUGUCUUUUCUGUGCGUUCUUGGUUUACUUUUUUUUUUAGUCUUCUUUUACCAAGAGAGACUUAAAACUGAAGGAGGAGCCAAAUAUGCGUUUCUGUUCCCACUUGAAUCCAAAAUGUACAUUUGUACUGGAAAGUGUACCUGGGCUUCUCAGGCUCAGAGGUUUAAUAUCAAAGGAAUUAGGCCUACAAUGCAUCUAACCAGGAAGCUGCCUCUUCUAAUUCCAUUUCUAAUUGCCUUUAUUGAUGCAUGCUUUGAAAUGUGGCACAUGGUAGGGAUAGUGUGGUGGGAAAUGGAUGCGGCAUCCAUUGAAAAAGGCUUUGAAUAUAUUUUAUUUAUGAGGUAGCCAAGUCUUUUGCCUACAUCCCUACUGUACUUGUGGAAGACAUGGGUUUUUUUGGGGGGCAGGGGUGUUAAAUGGCUUUGUUAAUCACUCAAGAUCAGUGUCCAAUUCCUUUACAUAAUAAGCAGCAUUGCAGAUCUGUUUUUAGGGGGAGGGGCAGACUAUUUCACUACUGGUUUACACUAAAUUAUACAUGCCAUUUUUUCCAACAGAAUUUCGAACUGAUUUGGCUUAGAAGCUAAAGGAUAUAAAGACUUAAAAAUAGCUGGGAUCAAGGGGCUGAGUGAAAUAGCACAAGAAUAUCGUGUGUUUCUGCCAAAAAAAUACUACGCAAUUUAUACGUUGUUCUUGUCUUUAUUGUUGGGGGGGGGGUUGUGGUUUGGAGUUGUUAUUAAUUUCCCUAGUAACACUGAGAGAGUUGCCUACAGCUAACCUACACCUAACGUGACCGGUGUCCUGGUAGCUGAAACAACAUCCAGGUGCCACUACUGGCUAUGAACAGUGCUGUGGUUCGAGCAGCUCUUUGCAUCCAAGUGGGGAGGGAAGCUGUUCAGUUGGGAUCCCGUUAUGUUGUGGUGACAGGAGAAGGAGGUGUAUCUGCACAAUAGCUCCUAUCACAGUGUGCAGGGUCCUCUUUGUACCUUAAUGUCUUGCCAUAUAACAUAUGUAUAUAUCCAGUUAGCUACAUCGUACUGGAUGUGUAUCUGAGGCAUUGUGGCCCUGUCUCCCAUACUUCUCCCCAUUUUUAAUUGUACUAAUAUGGUAGCAGCCAUAAAAGACUGCUGGAGCUGUUGUGAGAUUAUAAUAGAAGUAUUAUAUUCUUCUGCUGGACAGUAUUAAAUAGAGCAAUACAUAGAGUUAUCUGCUAGAUUGCAGUACUAAUAGUAGUGACUUAGUGACUCGUAUUAAUGUUGUUGUGAUUUAUUUUAACAAUAAUGAUGAGGAAGUGGUUCAUUAUUUUGAAUUAAUGCACUUUAACAAUAAAAGAAAACAAAAUGGAAGCCAAUGCAGAGAAAUAAGUGCAUUAUUUAAAGGUGCAGUAUAUAAUUAUCAUUUUCUUAAAGCACAUAUUUAUUAAGAAUUAACUUAUUAUUUAAAAUAUUCUAAAGUUUUGUUUAAAGACAUUCCCUCUAGGUCAUCUCUUUGGGGGGAUGUAAAAGCACAGCUCCCAGAUCUUCUGCAUUGAGCCACUGAAUUCUCUGAAUAUGGUGUGGUGUGACAUGAGCCCCUACCUAGGGAGAGGAAAGCAGCACACAAAUGGGAGAGCCCUGACUACCGCAGGUGUUCUCACCUGCAUCCAGCAAAGUUGAGCACAGAGUAGCUCCCAGCUGCAAAAGUGCUUACAGGGUUCGGAGUGGCAGAGCUGGUUUUGGCAGACAGUUGUGGUGCCAUGUCCUUGCAUGAGGCUGGUCCCUGGCGGACACAGGCUCAGGCAGAUCCUCACACUAACCUGUGAAAUGCAGGCCACCUCUGUAACAGUUAUCAAUCUGUCCCACAGCUCCCUUUCCACCUUACUGGCUUGCGUCUCCAGCUCUGGCUUUUGCAAGGAGAUGGUUUGCUGAGCUUCAUCAGUGCAGGGGAUGACACCUGGUGAGGGUGCCUGCAGAGCAGCCAGGGUUUUCUCAAGCAGCAGCCCAGUGUCCUAUGGCUCAGUUGCUCCUUUUUCACAUCCCAAAGGUCUCAUGUCUCCCUGAGGAGAGGCCAGGACCUGUAGAUGGGCUGCAAAGCCACACUUGCUUCUUCCCUCUGCCUCAGAUAGGGCAUAACCAACCUACUUGAUGCUAGAAAUGAAUGUGGGCCACCACGGCCUGAUGGGAAGGCUUUAGUUUGGGCUUCCCUUUAUUUGGUGGCUGUUUUGACUGCUUGUGUUUGAAAGGUCACUUUUAAAGAAAAUACCCCCCCCCCCCAAUGCAGUUUUUCCCCCUCCCAUUUUACCAUUGUCAUAACAUCUCUCACCAAUCUCUUUUUUUAUUCUUCCAACUGAGAGGAAAAGAAUUACUUUUUCCACCAGCGAGCAGCUAGUUUUGGUCAGCUCCACUGAUACCUGAAAUAGCAAGCCCUUUCCACUAUUAGCUGUGAAACAGAGUGAAAGGCCUUAAGCUAAAUCAGAGAAGCUGACUGCAGGGCAGGAAAACCUGGCAGGGUGCCUCAAAGGACAGUGUAGUGCUAGAAGUGUUUUAGUUCUUUUCUAAAAUGUUAAUGUCGCCUUAAGCUUUUAGUUUUACUAAAUUUGUCGGAACUGACACUGGAUCAAGAGCAGUAUUUAAAUGUAACGUACACCUCAGUGAACACUCAAUGCAGAAAUCAACAGUACUGUUUAAAUUUCUCUCUUUUUUUGGUUUAUUCUUGAACCAGAAUGUUAAGAAGAGCUCUGCAGGGCUUGGGCAAAGCCAUUUGCAGCUGAAGGGGGCCCUCCUCCGGGGGGAGAGGCGGCUGCUAUCACCGCGUUGCUCUCACCCGCUGUCCGUGCUUUCCAAAAUGUCUUGAAUUUGGACCAGCAGAAAAUCCAAAUGCCAGAGAAAAAAAAUAAUUUAAGAAUGUGAAAAUUGUGUCUUGCUGUAUACUGCAACUUUAAUAAUAAUGAGCACUUCUGAGUUCGUUAUUGAGGUUUAUAUAAUGCCUGAAAAGUUUAACUCCUGGUUUCCCUUGUCUACCCUCUCAGAACACAAGAGUUGUUAAGUUUUUGUCAGCAGCCCUUCCCUGUGGGAGGCAAUCCCUGUUAAGUGUUAUCUCUCAUGCUUUGCAGUGGGUGGGUUUAGUCAUACGUGCUCAUCCUUUGCAAGCCACACUUCUCAAGAUAAAAGAUAUGAUGGGCACGUGUCAGGAUACUUAACUGAUGUGUUGACAGGAAGCCUUUAAAUCGGUGUGUACACUAAUAGCAAACACACAGUAAUGAAGGAUUGAAAUUGGCUCACAUUUACUCUUAAAUAUGGAAUUUCACAUCUGCACGGGUAUGGCUGAAAAAUGGAUUUUACCCUUGUGGACCCACAUCCCAAAGACUCCUUCCGUUACAGUGCUAUCAAGUUUGACGAAGGCAUUAUAUAAUUGUUUUCAUCACUUUCAGAUCUUAAUGAAUUGUAUUUUAUUGUAAUAUAUAUUCAUUGCUUUCCUCAGUUAAAAAGAAAGUUACUGCUUUUAUCUUAUAUGAAAAACAAGGGAAUUUGAUAAAGCAUUCAUUAUUUUCAUAUUACUAGUAUUAACAGAAUAGAACUAGUACUAUUUAAUUUUAGAUCUUCAUAGCUAGCUUGUUAAUAACUCAUAUUUUCCUGUGUUGUAUCCUACUAUUUUUUCUAUUUUUUCCCAAAUACUCUGCAUUCUUGAGAAAAAACAAAUCCAAUGAGUGGAUAAGUGCAAUAUUCAUAGAAUAAACAGGCCCCUCAUCCAGGACUUGGAGUGGAACGUGCAGUGUGAAAAGUUUGCAAUUCUCUAUUCAUGCACUCUUAAGGAAAGGGGAAAUGCAGGGGAGGGGUUGGCUGGACCCUUGGGUAGGUAGGGACUGACAGGAUAGCUAGGGUGGUUUGGGGUCGGAAUGACUGCUUCCCAUGAAAAAUCAUCACCUGUUAAUGAAAGUAUAAGGAUUAUGCAGCAUGUUGCCAGGAUUAUGUAUAGAAUGUGCAUUAACAUCUUUAUCAAUACAGGACUUCUGAGCUAUGCUUGAAACUCUGUAUGCCAUCCAUGCAUGAUACUUUCUUCUGGUAUGUCUCUGCUGGUUAUGUCCUCUGUUACACUUUGGAAUCAAUGGUAACUUCAGAAGGGAAAAUAAUUCUGCUGGUGCAGUCCCAAGUAUUGAUACUGUAUUGUUACUUGUAUUUAUUGCAAGAGCUAUAGGAGUAUUUUUACAGUUCCUUAUUUCUUUUCCUUCCCUAUUGUUAACCUAAGCCAAAAAGUCCCCGUUUUAUCUGAUUAGUUCUCACCUGCAGAAUUUCACAGCUGGUUUGGGUAUUGAUUUCAUAUUUCUUGGCUUGCAAAGGCUGAUCACUCAGGUCCAAAAUAAAGUUGAGCAGAAACUUUGCUCUUCAAAAGAAAUUUUGUCUUAAAUUCUGUUUGAAUGGAAGGAGAACUUCCAUCUGUCAGAAAUAAUGUGACUUUCCAGGUAGCAGCAAAAUCUACUACCUUUGAAAAACUGGAUUGUUUUCAUAAGAGAAAUGUGAAAGCCAGAGCAUUUGAUUCUGUGAGCUCUGGCAAGUACAUCUUCUGUGGCUCAUGUUGCUGGAGAGGGGGUGUACCUCAGCUUUCUGCUUAAUUUGUGUCCUGCUGUUCUUAAGUUUGUCAAAAAGCAUUAUUACCAGAGACCUUUGCAUGCAAAGAGGAAAACUGAAUUCUGCAGCUGUACUGAAAUAGUUUCAAUUACAUGAUUUUUUUAAAACCUCUAAUAUUUUACAAAAGAAUUUCGUUUUGAAGAGAGACCUCUAAUUCUUUCACGUGCUCUUGUCUAACCUGGCAAGAAUUCCACAAGCAUCAGUAGAGUUACACUGACAGAAGCCCCACAGAGGAGCACAAAGCUCCUUGUGGGCACUCAGCAUGGAAUGUUCUCAGCAAAAGCAAACACCGUGCACUCAGUUUCUACACCUCCAAAGGGUGCACAGGCCUGCUAAGCCUUGGUGCUGUCAUGCCUUGAUCCACUUCCCUGCAGGUCUUGCAGCUUUUGGAAAUCAACUGGAGCUUUGCUGCUAUUUGCUGGUGGCUUCCCAUCACCGGCACCUCCUUCUCUAGCAAGUGUAGAUGCUACUUAGCCACCUUGCAAAGUGCUGUGCAUAAAUGCAGUGUUUGAUAGAUGUCCACAGUACCAGUAGGAUGGUCUGAGAGCAAAUGUUUGUGUAAGUUAUGUUAUUUUCAUUUGCUUGUAGUUGCUUGGUAGAAGCAGGGAGCACCAAUACAGCGAUGCAUGAGGAAUGUGUCUGCACACUUGAACUGUUUGAUGGCCUCUGCUAGCUCUGCCCAGUGCUUGCAUUCCUCUUUCUCUCCCUCUGUGCUGCUCGGUAGUCAUGUCUGUUGUGUGUGUCUGUAACUUUCAAAUAAAGUACUGUAUAUAGGGCUGGAUCCAGAAGCCCCCACAGUCAGUUGACUUUGGGUUGGGAUGUAGGUUGAUGGUGCUGCUUUUCCUCCUCCAUCUUAGACCCAACUUGGAGCAAAGCACAGAUGUUUGUAAAGAGUCACCCAUAACUCUACUUUGGGGUGUCAGUUUUGUGGGGUGUGCAUGCAUUGCCAAGGGUGGAAUGAUGAGGGGAUCUUCUUUUAUUGGGUGCCCUCACAUCAGGGCUGGGGCUCUGCAGCGAUUCCUGGAGUGAAAGCUGUGCUGCACUGCUUGCGGGCCUGACUGGCGUAGGCAGAACAAAUUAGUUUUUCCCAUUUUAUAAUGUCAGGGUUGGGCUGGUCCCAUUAACAAUGUUCUUCAUUGUUCUCGCAUCAAGGUAGCGUUGAUUCUAGUUGGAGAGUGCAAUUUUUUUGUUUUGUGUUUGUUUUUUUAAUAAAUAAAUUUGGUUUAAAGCUUCA
This is a messenger RNA of Neopsephotus bourkii (Bourke's parrot), 10384 nucleotides long. It is a transcript of the gene SH3PXD2A, whose product is annotated as SH3 and PX domains 2A. The record is from RefSeq and is a predicted model, not a curated record. Gene Ontology annotation, molecular function: phosphatidylinositol binding; protein binding; superoxide-generating NADPH oxidase activator activity. Lineage: Eukaryota; Metazoa; Chordata; Aves; Psittaciformes; Psittacidae. Gene Ontology annotation, biological process: superoxide anion generation. The transcript has 15 exons. The coding region runs from base 93 to 3416 and encodes 1107 amino acids.